UAUCCAAAGCUAUUUGUGUGUGCGUGCUUGUGUGUGUGUGUGCGUGUGUGUAUUGUUGUUCAGCAAAUGUGUGUUUGCCAUUUUUACAAUUUAUAGCGUAAGCCGAAUUAUUGUGAUAGUGCGCCGGGUAGCAAAGACUCGUCUAACGGGAUGACGUCCACGUCCACAAGCAAUCUGGCCGAAGUUGUACGCCAUUACCAGCGUUCCAUUGAACGCAACAGCCACGGCGAGGAUGAGACACGCCUGAUGCACUGCAUCACAAAGCUAUUUAACCUGCCCAUCAAAUUCGAGCAUCUGCAGGAGACGGGGAUUGGAAAAACGGUUAAUGCGCUACGCAAGAUUAACGGCGAGGUCGGCGUUGCUGCUAAGACUCUAGUUACAAAAUGGAAAGCAAUGGUUGCAGCUGCAGAGGAGCCCGCAUUAGCAACAACAACUAGCAGCAGCCACGAAGAAGACUCAAGCAGAUCGAACGGACAACGCUCCAGUGAAGAGGAUCAAGAUCAAGAGAACAAAGGCGGUAAUUCCUCAGGAGUCGAAGAGUCCCGACACAGGCACAAAUCCAAGCAUGAUGAGCGGCAUUCAAGAUCCAGCAAACCUACCAGCAGCAGUAGCAGUAAAAGCCACAGCUCACACUCAAAGAGCAGAUCGGAGAGCAGCCACAAGAAGCAUAAGAGUAACAAUCACGAUAAAGAGCAUAAGGAGCAAAAAACUAGCAGAGAACAGCAUCACAAGUCUAAAGAAUCCAACGACGUGGCUGCGGUAAAACCCAGCAGCAGUCAUAAAAGCAGCACUGAGAAUGGCAAACAUCACCAUCAUAGCUCUCACAGCAAGUCCAAGCAUGAGAAAAGCAAAGAGGUCAAGACCGAAAAGGAUGAAAAGCCCAUCAAAGAAAAGUCAGACAAACAUAAGUCUUCCCAUAAAUCAACGAAGCGCUCACGCAGUCCACAACCAGUAGAUGCAAGCUCGCCGAAAACAAAAAUACCAAAAAUAAAAGUUGAGCCAAAAGAAGAACCAGCUUCAGCUGAUGAAUUUGAUUCCAGCUUGGGUGCCAACUUUGGUGAUGUGCUGGGCAUGCUUAAUAUGCCCAUCAGCAGCAAGAAAAUAUCUACCAAACUCAGGUCACCCCACAAGCCUUCACAACAAUCCACAUCAAACAACAAUGGAGCCUCCAGCUCCACUGUGCUUAAACGCACGCACGCUAUAAGCAACGGCAGCAAGCAUACAAGCACAAAAAAGCCUGAAUUGCUUGCACCCACCGCCAAACUAGAGCCCUUGGAUCCCAGCAUUGCAUUGGAACUCCCUACUAUAUCUAAUAAUUACAAGCCCAUGCCGCUUAAUCAAACUGUGAUGGAUGUAGUUUUUAAUCAGGGACAAGGUAGUAGCAGUACCCAUCGCAUGCCACGUAACUUUAAUGAAUCGGAAGCGCUGGCAGCAGGCAUUUCGUCUAAAACAAUGCGAACCAAAAUCUACUCAGGUGUUAGAACAGGACAAAUUUUACAAGUGCCUUCAUUAUUUGAUUUAUGCGUACGUGUGCUGCAAAAGAACAUUGAUGCUUUGGAAUACACAGGGGGCGUGCCCUUUGAGGUGUUGCGACCAGUGCUGGAACGUGCUACGCCAUAUCAGUUGCUCAAUGUUGAAGAAUAUAAUCCGUAUUUGAUGGAAGACAGCGAUGGACUGUGGCAACAACAUGUACAGCGACACUGUCGCAGUCAGCGCAGAGAGGAAAUGGAAACAUGGCGUGAAAUGUUUUUGCGCUGCGAGGAGGAGAAGGAACGCAAGCUAAGCAAUCUUGCCGAAAGCAUCAAGGCCUCCCAAAAAAUAACCGAAGCGCCUGUGCGUAAAACACAAUUAGCGUUUGUAGACUCUAUGGUGAAACCACCUCGCAAUGUGCAACGCAAACAGGAGCAAUAUGGCACCAAUCGCAAGCUGAUAGCCACGCCAGCGGCGCGCGUUGCAGCCUUGUCUAGUGUUACGCCAAAUGCAGCCAAAGUGGGCGAUGCUAGACUGCGUGUUAUAGGCGCAACACGUGACCACGCGCAGGUUGGAUCUGUAAUGCGUUCCAAGAAAGCUCCUUUAAUGGCUAAAACUUUGCAGUUCAUGCGCCGCAAGCGCUAGCACACGUCAAUUUAUAUACAAUCAAUAUACUCAUUUUAAUAGCAACUGGGAAGAUUAGUAGCAGGACUUCCAAUUUAUAUACACCUAUAAAUUAUUCGCGGACGUUGGAAGAGCUAAAUGAGAAACACCUACUCUAGCUCCGAUUACUUUUAGUUAUUCAUCCACAUUUAUAUACAUAUAUUAAGUAAAAACUUCGAAUAGUCUAGUUUUGUCCUAAAAUAUUCAUAUAUCCAAAUUUGUAUACUUAUUCUCAACUAAUUGUUUGUGAGUCACAUACAUUAUAAAAACGUAUGAGUAGAUUAGGGUUAUCCUCAAAUAUUUCGUACAUUUCAAAUUGUAAACUUAUUCUCAACUAAUUGUUUGUAUGUGAGAUACAUUCAUUUUACUUUAAGUUUAAAAAAAUUGUGUUUUGUUUUAAUGGGCUGUGUGAGUGUCCAAAAUUUUGUUCGUUCAAUUAUGUUUAGCAAUUAUAUAGGCUUCAUAAUCAAUUGCGUU
Molecule: messenger RNA, 2610 nt
Organism: Drosophila busckii
Lineage: Eukaryota; Metazoa; Arthropoda; Insecta; Diptera; Drosophilidae
Gene: EloA
Product: transcription elongation factor B polypeptide 3
Exons: 7
Coding region: 151-2115 (654 amino acids)
Biological process (GO): transcription elongation by RNA polymerase II
Cellular component (GO): elongin complex; nucleus
Source: RefSeq, a predicted model, not a curated record